Molecule: messenger RNA, 981 nt
Organism: Lottia gigantea (owl limpet)
Lineage: Eukaryota; Metazoa; Mollusca; Gastropoda; Lottiidae
Exons: 5
Coding region: 61-765 (234 amino acids)
Biological process (GO): glutathione metabolic process
Cellular component (GO): cytoplasm
Molecular function (GO): glutathione dehydrogenase (ascorbate) activity; glutathione transferase activity
Source: RefSeq, a predicted model, not a curated record
AAAAACAUAAUAAUCAAAGCCAAACUGAACAACAUUAUUGUAUAAGCAAAUCGUUUCAAAAUGGCUAUGACUAAGAAUGCCUUCGAAUCGGGAUCCACUUGUCCACCGCUAAAAGACGAUAUUUUAAGGAUUUAUAGUAUGAGAUAUUGUCCGUUUGCUCAUCGUACAAGACUUGUACUCCACCACAAAAACAUACCAUUUGAAAUCGUCAACAUCCAUCUUAAAAAGAAGCCCGAUUGGUAUUUAGAGAAGAAUCCUUUCGGCACCGUACCAACUUUAGAGCAAGGAGAUAAGAUUGUAUAUGAAAGUAAUAUCUGUAAUGUUUAUCUAGAUGAAGCUUACCCUGGUGAAAAACUCAUUUCAACUGAUCCUUAUCAAAAAGCUCGUGAUCAGAUUCUUAUAGACACGUUUGGAAGGAUAAGUGGUAUAUUUUUCAAAGUGGUUGCCUCGGGAGAAAAUAAGGAGGACCUGUUUAAAGAAUUGAAAAGAUACGAACAAGCGUUAAAAGAAAGAGGAAAUUAUUUUGGAGGAAAUAAACCAAAUAUGGUUGACUAUACAAUCUGGCCACUAUUUGAAAGAUUUGUUUUACUGGAAAACCGAGGACAUAAACUAGACCCAAGUGAAUUUCCCUGUCUGACAGCUUAUAUCAAAAGAAUGAAAGAAGUACCAGCUGUUAAAGCUGCCAUGAUGGAUGACCAAUCUCAUGAAGGAUUUAUGAAAUCUUAUUUAUCCGAUCCAGUACCUAAUUAUGAUUAUGGAUUGUAAACUUAUCUUUACUAACUUCUCAAAAUAAAUCUCAUCUUUGAAUUCGUUAUCUAGAAGCAUUUUUAAGAGUAAUUUCACGGGAUUUUAUGAUAUGAUGCCCAAUGCCAAUUAAUGGAGACUUGCUUUUUAUUUCUUACUGUGUUGAGAUUAAUGUCUAGAUUGUUUCAGAAUGACUGUUAUAGUUGUUGUAUCUAAUAAAUAAAAUUCUAUAUUUCU